GCUCCUGCAGGAGGAAAAUGAGCUCAACCACUGUUUAGUUUCGCAGACGUCUGGCACUGCACCGCUCACUGAUCAGAUGCGCUGGUUUGGCUUUGGCUUCAACGCGUUUGGACAGAUAUGUGUCCAGGAAAAGUUAGACAAAGGAGAAAGUAGCAAUGAAGUCAAAGUAACUCACCCAACAGAGCUCAGCAGUCAUGUGGAUAGAAGUGGAUGCUGCUUGGAGGCGAGUCAGAUCAGAGUGAGUUGGAGUCGUAGAGCAUCUUUACAUUUGGAUGGGGACAGCUUCGUGAUUCUGGCAGGCUUUGGGGCACCCAUCUCCACUGAAGACUGUGACAUUUCUAACCUAGAGAGCCAUGGUUGUAAAGAUGCAUUCAUCAGUGAAACGCACUUGACCUUGGCCUUCCCAGACAGGAUUGAGUCUUGGGAUCUGCAGAAGUGGGAGAAGAGUCCAUCAUGGUGCAUGGAUUUAAAAACUCAGGCAGAGAGCUCUGAUGUAAAUUUGCCAUUGGUCCCUGGGGGUUAUAUUGCCUUAAAGCCUCCCUUUUACCGCUCCUUGCCUGGACACCUGAAAGCCAGGAGCCUGGCACUGGGUGCAGAGCAUGCCGUUCUUCUUACUGCCACUGGAGCAGUGUACACCUGGGGACUGGGCAGCCACGGUCAGCUGGGGCAUGGAGGGCUCACCUCUGAGGAGGAGCCCAGAGCAGUGGAGGCUCUCUGGGGGAUGCCCAUGACCUGUGUAACUACGGGAGGCUGGCACUCUGCUUGCAUUAGUGAUGGGGGUGACCUUUAUGUGUGGGGCUGGAAUGAGAGUGGCCAGCUUGGACUUCCUUCUCGAGGUCUGAGGAAAGCAUCACAGCAGAACAGUAGGCAACAAACAGGAGAAUUGUGCUGUGAUACCAGCACACCACCAGCUGAAGAGCUAAAGGAGGAAGAGAAACAUGAAGAAGUAUUCAUAUCAAUCCAAGCGUUCCCCGCUCUGCUGGAUGUCUCUCCAUCAUGUGAAAUCCAGACAGUCAGCUGUGGCUCCCGUCACACAGCUGCAGUGACAACCACCGGUGACCUCUACACUUGGGGAUGGGGUGAAUACGGCCAGCUCGGACACCAGACAGUAACCAGUUUGGAUGAGCCGCAGCGUGUGGAGUUUUUCAGGGCUGAGCACAUGCGCGUGCUCGAUGUGGUUUGCGGGACAUGGAACACAUUUGCUGCAGCUGUGAAGGAGGAAGUAGCUUGCUCUUAAAAUGACAUACAAUCCCCUUGAUAAAACACAGUGAACCUUGGACAACAGUUGUAAAGUUCCCCUACAAAUACAAAGAAUUGAAUACAUGUUUA
This is a messenger RNA of Archocentrus centrarchus (flier cichlid), 1329 nucleotides long. It is a transcript of the gene rccd1, whose product is annotated as RCC1 domain containing 1. NCBI's taxonomy places the organism in Eukaryota, Metazoa, Chordata, Actinopteri, Cichliformes, Cichlidae. The transcript is spliced from 8 exons. Bases 77 to 1237 code for a protein of 386 amino acids. The record is from RefSeq and is a predicted model, not a curated record.